CAUGCGCAUGAUUGUAUCAGGCGCUUUCAUGACCACACUUCCGGUUGUUUACAAGCACCUGUGUUGUAACAUAUUUCAUAGUAUAUGAGCAAAUUCAACGUUUGAAAGGAAGACGAUGCGUCUUUGGUGACAAUGGGUAAAGACAAGAACAUACUGUACCUGGGGAAUCUUCGUCGAGACCUACACCUGGUGGAGCUGAAAAAGAAUCUGUUGGAACUCUUCUGUAACUAUAUCGGUGUUGUCGUUGAUUGGGAUGAUAUCGAUAUCAAGAAGGGCAAGCUGGCAUGGUUUGCCUUUGUGGAUCUUCACGACGAAGGCGAGGCUUCGGAGACUCUCGAGGAGCUUGCCUCCUGGGAAAACCGCCGUAACCUUCGUUACAACUUCACGUACAUAGUGCAGCCAUACGAGUCGCUGACUGUUGAUUAUAAAAAAGUGAAGAAACAGAGGAAAACCAAGAAACCUAAACCAGAAGAACAAUAUAACGAGGAACAUUCCUCGUCUGGUUCCAGGAACAAUAAUGCUGAGAGAACAGCGAGCAAAGGUACUAAAACACAACCUACUGUGAAACAGACUGCAGGGACGGCUUCAACCAAUGACAAAAAGGUCUCUGCCAACCAGACUGUAAACGAAGGAGAAAAGAAAAUUUCUCCAAGCCCUUCAAAACCAAAGACUGCAACAGCCAGUAAUGCAGAAGGGCGGGAGACCAUGACGGCUGGUAUGACAAAACUGAGUUUGAGCGAAAACCACUGCUCAACGUCGACCUCCAUGACCGGGUGUCCGGUCAAGGGGUCGCUUGCGGCCACAUCAACCACUGGUCUGGAACAGCCCUCUGGUCGACACUACAACGCUGACCAGUUUGUUGGCACAGAGACUCGCAGCAGAGAGUAUAAGCUUGGUUCUGGUAACUAUAUCAAGAAACAGCUUAAUAAGGAUGUUGGGAGAUAUGUGUGUGGCUUUCUCAACAGCAGAGAGGCUGGUACACUGAUGAUAGGAGUCAGUGAUGAGGGUCGUGCGAAAGGUGUGGAAUAUAGUCAGUCACAGGAGGACAAGGCCAGAAUUGACAUCGACAUGGCUUUCAAAAGUAUAAGCCCAGCCAUCUUUCCCGAACAGUACACUGUCCAGUUUGUUCCUGUCCUCACCAACAGCUUGCCUUCUGAGCCACCCCUCUGUGUGUUAGAGGUGAAUGUUAACGUUCAGGAGGACACAGAGGUAUUGUAUGCCACCGGUGGGGAUGUCUACGUUCGGCGCGACGGCAGCAUCCAAGGGCCCCUUAAGGGGGCUGAUAUCCAAGACUGGACCAGACAGAGAUAUCAGAGAAAGAUCCAGAUGCUCAGUGAGACAGUGCAGCUGCAGGGGGAGAGACUGUUAAAACAGGAACAACAGAAUACCCAUCAAUCGAAAGUCUGCACACUUUUAUGAUGUUCCUCAAACCCAGUGCCCGUUUGCUACGUGUGUUUCCCAAAGUCUGCAUCCUUUUUCGACAUUGUAGAAUCUACACCCCCUAAUCUGUAACUUUGUCCAAAAUAAGUGUCUGGUAACUUUUAUAAUUAUAGUACAUACAAUUUGUGUUCUUGUAUGACAGCAUUGAAGUGUAUGUCCUUACUGUAGGGGUCCAAAUCUUACACAUCAUGGCGCCUAUACUUACAGUGUUUGUUUAUAUGAAGAUUCCUAUAGCUGCGUUCUUCUAGCCAUCCUCGAUACUCCAGGAGUUACGCUCACUUUCACUCUCUGCACCCCUGGAAUAUGCCAUAGCAAACUUGAAGGCAUGUGGCUAGCUUUAUUUGAUUGAUCUUGGGGGAAAAAAAAUGAUGAAUUUGAAGAUUACAGAGGAACAACAGCUACGUACACUCGACUUCAAAGCAAGUCAAUUUUACCAUUUUGCAACCAACAGAUUCUUUUGAUGAAUAAAAAACGAUCAAACUAGUCUCCUCUUAUCAUUCGCAAGGUGGCGCACACCGAGCCUUCAAUUUUUCUCUGACAUAUUCUAGGAGUGUAGAGAUCGAAAGUGAGCGAUCGAGGAUGUCUUCUUGGAACAUGUGAGAUCUGGCUGGUUGGAGGUGCAGGUCUGAAGGAAGAUUUAGCACACAGCAUUAUUCAAGUGUUAUUAUUAUAAUAUGGUGAUGAACUGGACAAUUUGUACAGGGAUAUUGAAAGGGAGUACCGAUGUUACGGAAUGCAGUCGUUUCCAUAUCAGGAUGUUUCGUUACUUGGAUAAGAUGUUUUCGGUACGGUUACUUCGAAAAGCAAUUUCGAUAUUUCAUAAUGUUUCGGCUAUUUGACCAACGUUUCAGAUGUGUACCUUUUUGGUUUGUUGUCCUGUGUGUUGCUGAUUUUAUGUUUCAAGGUUCCUCAGCAUUUUUUGUCUUUACGAAAAAUACCAAACCAUCCUAUGGUUAGAUACCAAAACUAUCAGGUAACGAAAUGUUAAGAAUUUUGAUAAUGUAUGUUAGAAAUAUAUUGAAACAUGUAAUUUGUUACAUGUUAAGCGUAUUUUUAUGAAAUGAUAAACAUAUAUUUGAAAUACAAUUCGAUUGAAUUAUAUGAAUUAUGUCACAAUUGUUUGAUCGCUCCAAUUUUUGCAUUUUUAGACAAGUUAUAUAUCUAAUAUGAUUUAAUAUAUGUUUGUAUAAGUGGCAGAGGCUGCAGUGGCUAAGUGGUUAAGGCGUCUGACAUUCUGCUACCACUAACCCCCCACCACUUAGUCGCUGGUUCGAGACCUACGUGGGGCAGCUAGUCGCCAGGUUACUGGCCUUAGGUUGGUGGUUUUCUCUUUGAGAACUCCUGGCGGGCUUUCCUCCACCACCAAAACCUGGCACGUCCUUAAAUGACCAUAGCUGCUAAUAGGACGUAAAACACAAAGAAACCAAACCAAAUUAUAAAUGGCAAGUCACGAAGUACGUACAGUGUAACCUGUGAAAACUGGUCAGUAAUCUGGAACCCUGUAUAAAUCGACCUUCACAAAGAGGUUGUGCUAACACUGUACGUCAAGCUUCAGUAAUCCAUUCACCACUUGCUACAAACAGACAUGUUUCAGCGAUGUUCAGAAUUUAGCACUUCUCUCGCUCUCAAAAUUAUUGUUGGGCACAAUAAUGACUACAUUAAUUAAAGUUUUUGUAUAUAAUUUCUUAUUACAUAUUUUGUGAGUGCGCGAAUUCAUCAAUGUGCUUAUCUGUUAAAAAGUUGAUAAUACGCUAAAAUCUGACCCCACCAAUAUAAGUCUUUUCACAGUAUCUGGUUUUCCUGCUGUCUUACUUAAGACUGGAAAACCAAAAUUGAACCACUCUUUACAAAAGUAAAAAAACAUUAGAUGUAUCACAGUUCAUAUUUUUCAAUUAUGUUGCCUUAGAAUGCAUUAAGCCAUUCAAUCUGUGAUCUGUUUUGCAUACAGUCAUUUGCGAAAUACGGAAACAGUAAUCAAGGUAUUCUAUAAAUAUCUCGUAAGAGCCCUAGGUGUUUAUUUUGUUUGUAAGAACACCUAUCAAUAUUUUGUCUCUUGAUACAAAUAUAUAUAUAAUCAUUCUCUGAAUUUUCAAUAAAUGAACAAAAUCAUGGUUUGAUGAUCCAUUUUGGGUACUCUUACCUUAUAAUUAGCCAGCAUUGUUUUGGUGACAGAUUUCCUUGUUUGUUAAUAUGAUGUUACAGCAAUCCUGUCAUGAUUCAGUCGCCCUAAGAUGGAGACAUACUGUUGGUAUGCAAGUGACUGAAUAACAAACGUUGACAUGAUUGGGGUUUUUAUGUGUGAAGUUGUAUAAUCUAUAGUCCUCUCUUAUUAUGAAUGAAACGUUUUCUUUUGUAUUUGUAAAUUGAGCCUGUGCAAUCCCAGGAUCAUUUUCUAUUAAGCAUUUUUUUUCCUAAGUAAGUCUCAUUUUUUAAAAUUUUAACUGAAAAGUUUGGUCCAAAGGAUAUUGGUCAAUUUGGAAAGGUUUUUCACCGCGUAGGUGGUUGGUGAUUGUUUGUUUGUUAGCCUAUAGCUAAAUCAGUAUUAAAUUGUUGACCCAUUAAAAAGAUAUGUGACUGUGUGGUCGGUAUGUGUGGGUGUGUAACGUUCCAUACAAACAGGAGAAAUAUCUAGGUUUAAAGAUCCCUGUCCCACUGCACUGUUUUGGUAUACACAGUAACCUCCCCUUAAUUGCAUUUUGGAUAUACCUGUAGAACAGUUUCAGAGGAUGUACUUUAAGCUUACCCCCUGGGGUUUUGAGGAUGGAGAAGACCUGCAGUAUUAGAAAUUGUAUGUUAGUCAUUUUAUGUAAACGUCUAGUAUUCAGUGUUUUUGUGGGCAGUACCUAGUCGACAAACUAUUUCUUUAGUAUUCAGUCCGACUGAAAAUAACAUUUAAGGCAUUAAACAAAUUCUGUCCUAUAAACAAAUUACCUCACGAACAUUUUUAUUUUCAAGUGUAGAUACAGACUAUGUGUCUGUUAGAUACAGGCUACUGUAAAUUGAGGUAAGAUAAAUGAUGCUGUAACUUAAGUUUAGAUACAGGCUACUGUACAUUGAGGUAAGAUGAAUGAUACUGUAACUUUAAUUAAGUUUAGAUACAGGCUACUGUAAAUUGAGGUAAGAUAAAUGAUACUGUAACUUAAGUUUAGAGACAGGCUACUGUAAAUUGAGGUAAGAUGAAUGAUACUGUAACUUAAGUUUGGAGACAGGCUACUGUAAAAUGAGGUAAGAUAAAUGAUACUGCAACUUAAGUUUAGAUACAGGCUACUGUAAAAUGAGGUAAGA
Molecule: messenger RNA, 4725 nt
Organism: Mizuhopecten yessoensis (Yesso scallop)
Lineage: Eukaryota; Metazoa; Mollusca; Bivalvia; Pectinida; Pectinidae
Exons: 5
Coding region: 133-1419 (428 amino acids)
Source: RefSeq, a predicted model, not a curated record